Molecule: messenger RNA, 2176 nt
Organism: Ochotona princeps (American pika)
Lineage: Eukaryota; Metazoa; Chordata; Mammalia; Lagomorpha; Ochotonidae
Gene: ITFG1
Product: integrin alpha FG-GAP repeat containing 1
Exons: 18
Coding region: 1-1836 (611 amino acids)
Cellular component (GO): plasma membrane
Source: RefSeq, a predicted model, not a curated record
AUGGCGGCGGCGGGCCGGCUGCCGAGCACCUGGGUGCUGCUGGCGCCUCUCCUCGGGGGUCUCGCGCUGCUGGGCGUCGGGCCGGCCCCGGCGCGGGCACUGCACAACGUCACAGCCGAGCUCUUUGGGGCGGAGGCCUGGGGCACCUUGGCGGCCUUCGGGGACCUCAACUCCGACAAGCAGACGGACCUCUUCGUGCUGCGCGAAAGAAAUAAUUUAGUCGUCUUUUUGGCAGACCAGAACGCACCCUAUUUUAAACCAAAAGUAAACCUAUCCUUGAUGAAUUACAGUGAAUUGAUAACAAGUGUAGUGCCUGGGGAUUAUGAUGGAGAUUCACAAAUGGAUGUCCUGCUGACAUAUCUUCCCAAAAAUCGUGGCAACAGUGAACUAGGAGCUGUUAUCUUCUGGGGACAAAAUCAAACAUUAGAUCCUAACAAUAUGACCGUGCUUAAUAGGACUUUUCCGGAUGAACCACUGAUUAUGGAUUUCAAUGGUGAUUUAAUUCCUGAUGUAUUUGGUGUUACAAAUGAAUCCAGCCAGUCACAGAUACUAUUAGGAGGAAAUUUAUCUUGGCAUCCUGCGCUGACAACGGAAAGCAAAAUGCGAAUUCCACAUUCUCAUGCAUUUAUUGAUAUGACUCAAGAUUUUACAGCAGAUUUAUUCCUCACGACAUUGUCUAGCUCUGGUAAACCCCAGUUUGAAAUAUGGGAAAAUUUGGAUGGAAACUUCUCUAUCAGUAGUAUACUUGAAAAACCUCAAAAUAUGCUGGUGAUUGGACAAUCAGCUUUUGCAGAUUUUGAUGGAGAUGGACACAUGGAUCACUUACUACCCGGCUGUGAGGAUCAAAAUUGCCACAAAAGCAUCAUCUACUUAGCACUCUCUGGAGCAAAGCAGUGGGUUCCGGUCCUGCAGAAUUUCAGCAAUAAGGGCACACUCUGGGGCUUUGUGCCAUUUGUGAAUGAAAAACGACUAACGGAAAUAUCAAUGCCAAUUACCCUUCAUAUUGGAGAUUACAACAUGGACGGCUAUCCAGAUGCUUUGGCCAUACUGAAGAAUACGUCUGGAAGCAAUCAGCAGGCCUUUUUGCUGGAGAAUGUCCCUUGUAAUAACGCAAGCUGUGAGGAAGUGCAUCGAAUGUUCAAAGUCUACUGGGAGCUAACGGACCUCAAUCAAAUCAGAGAUGCCAUGGUUGCCACGUUCUUUGACAUUUACGAAGAUGGAAUUUUGGACAUUGUAGUGCUAAGUAAAGGAUAUACAAAGAAUGAUUUUGCCAUCCAUACACUAAAAAAUAACUUUGAAGCAGAUGCUUAUUUUGUUAAAGUCAUUGUGCUUAGUGGUCUCUGUUCCAAUGACUGUCCUCGUAAGAUAACACCCUUUGGCGUGAAUCAGCCAGGACCUUAUAUCAUGUAUACAACUGUAGACGCAAACGGCUAUCUGAAAAAUGGCUCAGCUGGACAACUCAGCCAGUCAGCACAUUUAGCCCUCCAACUACCAUACAGUGUUCUUGGCUUAGGUCGAAGUGCAAAUUUUCUUGACCAUCUUUAUGUUGGUAUUCCCCGUCCAUCUGGAGAGAGGUCUGUACGGAAACAAGAGUGGACUGCAAUCAUUCCAAAUUCCCAGCUAAUUGUCAUUCCAUAUCCUCACAAUGUCCCUCGAAGCUGGAGUGCCAAAUUAUACCUCACACCAAGUAACAUUGUUCUGCUGACGGCCAUAGCUCUCACUGGUGUCUGUGUUUUCAUCUUGGCAAUAAUUGGCAUUUUACAUUGGCAGGAAAAGAAAGCAGAUGACAGAGAAAAGCGACAAGAGGCCCAUCGGUUUCAUUUUGAUGCUAUGUGACUCGCCUUUAACAUUACAUGAUGGAGUGGCUAUUCUCUUGACUAGUUGAAACACUAAAUGCCGGCAUAGAGAAGAAAAUAGGAGAUUUUAAACAUUAUUUAUAUUACAUCCAUGGUAAUUGUUGUAAGUAUUCAAAUAAAUGUGUCUGACAUGUCACAAGGUCCUUUUUUAAAACAGCACUUUGUAUGCAAAAAUUUGGGUUCUGUAUAUUCUUGUUCCUUUGUGGACAGUGUUGCAUGUCUGUAUUCACAUAUUUAUAAUCUUAUUAGAGUACUGAAAGUGGAAAAAGAUGUGUAAAUACAAAUAUUUAAAUGGACAGGAUUUUUUUCUGUGCCACAUG